AGUCACAGAGGCCCUGAGGCUCGUACACCUACUUCCAGAGCAAUGCCAUUCAUCUAAGCUCAGUUGCAUAAACAAAGAGGGAACUACCUAAGCAGGGAUGCAGAGAGUGGAGACAGUGGAAGACCACAACACAAGCAUGAACUCUUUCCCAACCAAGUUCCAGUCCAAAGUAGAGAUGGCCAAGAGCAUGAGAGAGGAGGAGAAACUCUACAGGUAUAAUGGUGUACUCUAUCCUGUGAUCAUAAGCCCAGAGGAGAACCUCAGAGCUUUGGAGACUGUAGAGGCACGGAGUGAUGAUAUAAUGCUGGUGGCUUAUCCAAAAUGUGGGUUUAACUGGAUGGUCGCAAUUCUGCGCAAAAUCAUAACAGCUAGCACGGGAGAGAAAGUAGAAUCCAAGAUGCCACCUCUACUGGAAUUCUUUGGACCAGAAACUCUGCAGUUACUUCACCAGGCCCCAUCUCCAAGAUUACUGGGGACCCAUAUGCAUCCCGAUAACAUUCCGGCUUCUUUUUACCAAAAGAAAACUAAGAUGCUGGUCGUUUUCCGCAACCCAAAGGACACACUGGUCUCAUUUUAUCACUUUUCAAAUAAGAAUCCGGUUUUGCCAACUGCUGAGCCCUGGGAUCAGUUCUUCAUGGAUUUUAUAAGCGGUGAAGUUCCAUGGGGCUCCUACUUUGACCAUGCUCUUGCCUGGGAAAAACGCAUGAAUGACCCAAACAUCAUGAUCAUCACAUUUGAGGAACUCAAGAUGGACCUCAGUGGAAGUGUUCAGAAGGUGGCAGAGUUUUUUGGCUUUAAAUUAACUGAUGCUCAGAUCCAGAGUAUUGCAGAGGAGAGUACCUUUGAUGCCAUGAAAAAAGGCUCCAGAGAUUCCCAUGGCCAGAUGGGAAAUGUAUUUUUCAGGAAAGGUGAAGUUGGAGACUGGAGAAACCACUUCAGUCAGGCCCAGAGUGAGCAAAUGAAUGCUGCAUUUGAGAAGCAUCUUGGAGGGACAAAACUUGGAGCCAGACUAAAUUAUGAUGUGUAUUGCAAGUGAAGAAGGGAAACCAGGCACUGUAGUGCAGCAGGGAAUGAUACCUCAGGGAAUGGGAGUACUUCACCUACAGGACAGAACCAGAUUUUUUUUCUUUCACAGAUUGAGUACAUUAAGAUUGAAACCAGUUUGGCAAAGAUAAGACAGGCUAAAAUCACAUGAUUACGUACACUAUAUAGUCAAAUGUAUGUGGACACUUGAUCCUCACACCCAUAUGUGGGCCUUCCCCAAACUGGUGCCACAAAGUUGGAAGCACACAAUUGUCUAGAAUGUCUCUGUAUGCUGUAGCAUUAAGAUUUCCUUUCACUGGCACUAAGGGGCCCAAACCUGUUCCAGUAUGACAAUCCCCCGUGGACAAAGUGACAAAACUCUGCACAUACAGCAACCUGAGUUCAGGAUCAGACUAGAGACCCUGGAGCUGUGAGGCAGCAAUGCUACCCACUGUGCCACUGUGCCACCAUCAGUUUGUUGUUUUAAUAAUUACAUGUAGUUAAUUACAUUGUCUGAAUAAAUUUAUACACAUGAUAGUUUUAACAGUUUACAA
Molecule: messenger RNA, 1577 nt
Organism: Pangasianodon hypophthalmus (striped catfish)
Lineage: Eukaryota; Metazoa; Chordata; Actinopteri; Siluriformes; Pangasiidae
Product: sulfotransferase 6B1
Exons: 7
Coding region: 98-1036 (312 amino acids)
Biological process (GO): sulfation
Cellular component (GO): cytoplasm
Molecular function (GO): sulfotransferase activity
Source: RefSeq, a predicted model, not a curated record